UGGCCUUGACUUCUGUCUGCUGGAAUAUAAAACAAGACCGAAAUCAGAUCUAACAUGAUUACUUUAUAGACCUCGGUAAACGUGGUGGGUGUCUUUGUUAGUUGGUCAGUUCUCAUUUUUACCUAGUCAAGAUGGAGAUUUCUGGAUAUACUCUCCAGAUUUUCUGCAUACUGGCCGCUUUGAUCUUAGUGGUCCAACCAGCCCCCCAUCAUUAUAAAGGAGGUGGCGGUUGUUGUGGUGGUGGUGGAUACUCAGGAUACGGGGGUGGCGGUGCCGCUAUAGCAAUAAUAAAAGUCAAAAAAAUUGGAGGCGGUGGAUACUACCCUAGCGGAGGUGGACAUCACGGUGGAUAUCCAAGUGGCGGUGGACACCAUGGUGGUGGAAAGGGUUGGGGCGGUGGAUAUGGAGGUGGAUACGGUGGUGGCGGUGGAUAUGGUGGUGGCGGCGGAGGAGGAGGCGGUGGCGGUGGAGGCGGUGGAUUCGGAGGCGGUUUCGGAUUCGGUGGCGGAUAUGGUCAUGGUUAUGGCAGAAAGUGAAUUCGGUUGAUUAUUUAAAGAACUUGAAGAUAUUUUUGUAUAUUGUAAAAAAAUUUGUAAAACUGUUUAUACAUUAAAAUUGUGUUCAUGUAUAA
Harmonia axyridis is the source of this 631-nucleotide messenger RNA. RefSeq names its product glycine-rich cell wall structural protein-like. NCBI's taxonomy places the organism in Eukaryota, Metazoa, Arthropoda, Insecta, Coleoptera, Coccinellidae. The transcript has 2 exons. Bases 132 to 536 code for a protein of 134 amino acids. The record is from RefSeq and is a predicted model, not a curated record.